Molecule: messenger RNA, 522 nt
Organism: Monoraphidium neglectum
Lineage: Eukaryota; Viridiplantae; Chlorophyta; Chlorophyceae; Sphaeropleales; Selenastraceae
Product: small nuclear ribonucleoprotein B and B'
Exons: 5
Coding region: 1-522 (173 amino acids)
Biological process (GO): mRNA splicing, via spliceosome
Cellular component (GO): cytoplasm; U1 snRNP; U4/U6 x U5 tri-snRNP complex
Molecular function (GO): RNA binding
Source: RefSeq, a predicted model, not a curated record
AUGCGGGUCACCGUCGUCGACGGGCGCCAGAUUGUUGGACGGUUCAUGGCUUACGACCGCCACAUGAACCUGGUGCUGGGGGACGCGGAGGAGUUCAGGAAGCUGCCGCCCAAGAAGGGCAAGAGCGAAGAGGAGCGCGAGGAGCGGCGCGUGCUCGGCCUGGUGCUGCUGCGCGGCGAGGAGGUGAUCUCGCUGACCAUCGAGGGCCCGCCCCCCCAGGAGGACCUGCGCGGCAGCAAGUCGCAGGUCGCGCCUCCGGGGAGCGGCGCCGGGCGCGCGGCGGGGCGCGGCGUGCCCGUCGCGGCACCGGGGCAGGCGCCGGCGGGCCUGGCGGGCCCCGCGCGCGGCGUGGGCGGCCCGGCCCCUGGCAUGAUGAUGCCCCGCCCCCAGAUGCAGGCGCCGCCCAUGAUGCGGCCGCCGGGGAUGCCCCCGCCGGGCAUGCCGCCGCCGGGGAUGGGCAUGCCGCCGCCGGGGAUGCGGCCGCCAGGAGACCGACCGGUGCGCUCUCCGGGGACCGGCUAG